This is a messenger RNA of Cheilinus undulatus (humphead wrasse), 2425 nucleotides long. It is a transcript of the gene cpsf6, whose product is annotated as cleavage and polyadenylation specific factor 6. The transcript is spliced from 11 exons. The coding region runs from base 59 to 1816 and encodes 585 amino acids. NCBI's taxonomy places the organism in Eukaryota, Metazoa, Chordata, Actinopteri, Labriformes, Labridae. Gene Ontology annotation, biological process: mRNA alternative polyadenylation. Gene Ontology annotation, cellular component: mRNA cleavage and polyadenylation specificity factor complex. The record is from RefSeq and is a predicted model, not a curated record. Gene Ontology annotation, molecular function: mRNA binding.
CUGUGCUAGACUGUAAAAAGAAUACCGCCAGGCUCCGGGAGAGACGGGUCAGAGGAAAAUGGCGGACGGUGUGGAUCAUAUCGACAUCUACGCCGACGUCGAGGAGGAAUUUAGCCAGGAGGCUGACUACCCUGUUCACGAGCAGAUCGACCUGUAUGAUGAUGUAAUAUCCCCAUCAGCCAACAAUGGUGAUGCUCCAGAAGACCGUGACUACCUGGACACGCUACCUGCACCAGGUGGCACUGAGGGAGGAAAGAGUGCUCCUCCAAAUGUCGUAUACACAUACACAGGCAAAAGGAUUGCCCUGUACAUUGGAAAUCUCACAUGGUGGACAACAGAUGAGGACUUGACAGAAGCCAUACGGUCGAUAGGCAUUACAGAUGUGCUGGAGAUCAAGUUCUUUGAAAAUAGAGCCAAUGGACAGUCAAAAGGGUUUGCACUGGUGUGUGUGGGCUCAGAGGGCUCGUCCAGGAAGUUAAUGGAGCUUCUAUCAAAGAGGGAGCUUCAUGGUCAGAACCCCAUCGUCACACCAUGCAACAAACAGUCCCUUAGCCAGUUUGAGAUGCAGUCACGCAAAAGUACCCAGUCAGGCCAGAUGUCUGGAGAAGGUAAAGCUGGUCCCCCUGGUGCUGGCCCUCGUGGAGGUUUCCCAAUGGGUCGAGGUAGAGGCAGGUUCCCUGGACCAUCUGGCCCAGGAGGAGACCGCUUCCCUGGACCUGUUGGUCCUGGAGGGCCACCUCCACAUUUCCCUGGCUCUGGGAUGAGACCAGAUCUGAUUAGACACCAAGAUGGCCCUCUGAUGGAUAUCAGUUUCAAUCCCUUCCCGUCAGGGGGCAGGAACGGGAGCUGGCGCGGCAGAGGUGGGAUGCAGGGUCCCCCACGCCCCCCUCCUGGUCCACCUGGCCCCCCAGGCCCUCCAGGACCUCCACCCCCUGGUCAAGGCCUCCCCCCUCCCCUCCCUGGUCCUCCAAACCGUGGUGACAGGCCGCCUCCCCCUGUCCUCUUUCCUGGUCAGUUUGGUCAGCCUCCAAUGGGACCCAUGCCCCCAGGCCCCCCUCCUCCAGGCUACGGUCCUCCUCCGGGUCCUCCACCCCCUCAACAGGGCCCACCACCCCCUGGACCCUUCCCUCCUCGUCCCCCAGGCCCCAUUGGUCCCCCCAUGGCUUUGGCGCCCCCUCCACACAUGCCAGGUCCCCCACCAGGUGGACCUCCACCGGCACCUCAUGUCAACCCUGCAUUCUUCCCUCCACCCGGAAACAACAGCAUGCCACCCAACGACAGAGGAGGCCCUCCAGGACCAAACGAUCCCUACGGGCGCCCACCACCAUAUGAGAGAGGCGACUACGGUCCAGGAGGCCGGGAGAUGGAGUCAUCACGGACUCCUCUGAGCGAGGCAGAAUUUGAGGAGAUCAUGAACAGAAACAGAGCUAUCUCCUCCAGCGCAAUUUCUAGAGCGGUGUCUGAUGCCAGUGCAGCUGACUAUGGCAGUGCCAUAGAGACCUUGGUGACAGCCAUCAGUCUUAUAAAGCAGUCCAAAGUGUCAGCAGACGACCGCUGUAAGGUUCUCAUCAGUUCUCUGCAAGACUGCCUACACGGCAUUGAGUCAAAAAGCUACGGCUCUGCCUCCAGAAGAGAGCGUUCCAGAGAACGAGACCACAGCCGCUCCAGAGAAAAGAGCCGACGCCACAAGUCCCGCAGUCGGGACCGACAUGAGGACUAUUACCGAGAACGCAGCCGGGAGCGAGAUCGCCACCGUGAGAGGGACCGAGAUAGAGACCGCGAGAGAGAGAGGGAGAGGGAGUACCGGCAUCGCUAGAGGCGAGGAAAGCUCACGAGGAUCAAGGAUGGAUGGAAGGACAAAGGAGAAAGGAUUUCAGUGCGCCACCACCUCCCCACCCUGCAUGACCGGACAGGAUCACAGCCUCCACCUCUUCCUCCAACCCCUCCAUCUCUCCUCUCCUCUCCGUCUCCACCCAUCCUUCUCUCUGUCCGUUCAUCCUGUCUGCCUGUGGAUGGGAGACCCUGACCUGUGUAAGGCUAUAGUAUCCAAACCUCUAUACUCAUGGUAACUAAAGAUGAAAGAAAAGAAACUUUCCAAACAGCUUUUAUUUUUAUGAUGUUUUAUUUGACAUGAAGAUGACUACUUGUGAAGCUUUCUGUUUUUGCAAAGAAACAAUAAAACAGCCCACUCAGUCCACAGCUAGAAAACACAAGCAUUACAUCCUAUAUGCUUUUUAUUUUCCCUUGGCUUCCUGUACUGUGUACAUUCAGUUUAGAGCUCUGUUUUUAUAGGGUACAUGUUUGAUGUUUUCUCCCUACCCCCUCUCACAUUCUCAUUUAUUCUUUCAUGGUUAGUAUGUUUGUAAAUGUCUCUGCUUUUGAUUAAAACUAGAUGGUGUUGUAAUAAAAAAUGUUUACUGAGGUA